AUGGCUACCUUCUCCCGUCUGGUUCGUUUCUUGGCCAAGGACGGCCAGACUUACUACGGAGACGCCCUAUUGUCAGCGGGCGUGAGCGACAUUGCCCAAGCCACCAAGGCACGGGUCAUCCAGGGCGAUAUUUUCGGACAGCACCAUGUCACAGACCAGAUUGCCGAUAUUAAAAUGCUCCUGGCGCCAUUGGCGAGAAAAGACAUUGGGACCGUGCGUUGUCUGGGACUCAAUUAUGAACAACACGCCAAAGAAUCAAAUCUACCCUUGCCGAAAUUCCCUGUUCUCUUCUACAAGCCCGUCACCUCUGUUACGGGACCUACAGAUGACGUCCCGGUUUCCCGUAUGGCUCAACUGGGCGAGGGUCUAGACUAUGAGUGUGAAUUGGUUGCCAUCAUCGGCAAGGAAGCUAAGAAUGUGCCUGAGAGUCAGGCCCUGGACUAUGUUUUGGGUUAUGCCGUUGGAAACGAUGUCUCUCAUCGUGAAUGGCAGUUGAAGCACGGCGGAGGACAAUGGGGCCUGGGCAAGGGCUUCGACGGAUGGGCGCCCUUUGGACCAGGUAUUGUAUCUUCGAAGUUAAUCCGUGAUCCCAACAACUUGCAGAUCUCGACAAAACUGAACGGCCAAACGGUUCAAUCAUCCUCCACCAAGGAUAUGAUAUUUAAUGUGGCCAAGACAGUGUCGUUCUUAUCUCAGGGUACCACCUUGUUGCCCGGGGAUGUAAUCUUUACAGGAACACCCCAAGGUGUUGGUAUGGGUCGAAAGCCUGCGCUCUGGCUCAAGGAUGGCGAUUUGGUUGAGGUUUCUCUUGAGGGUGUCGGAUCAUGCCUGAAUCGCGUUGUCUUCGACAAGCCCUCUUCUAAGUUGUGA
Molecule: messenger RNA, 870 nt
Organism: Aspergillus niger
Lineage: Eukaryota; Fungi; Ascomycota; Eurotiomycetes; Eurotiales; Aspergillaceae
Exons: 3
Coding region: 1-870 (289 amino acids)
Molecular function (GO): catalytic activity
Source: RefSeq, a predicted model, not a curated record